Entrophospora candida is the source of this 783-nucleotide messenger RNA. Lineage: Eukaryota; Fungi; Glomeromycota; Glomeromycetes; Entrophosporales; Entrophosporaceae. The record is from the annotation of a GenBank genome assembly.
AUGACCUUGCCAAAGAGCAAUCAAAAAAUAACUGACAAUAAACGUAAAUUACACGCUUCUUCAUUUGAAUUUACAGAAAGCUCGGAUUCCAAUCCAACUUCUAUAAUCUCAAAACAUGCUUCUUCACAUGGGUUGGUCUCAGCAAUUAUUCAUGCUUAUACUCUUCACCAACAUCUUCGAUUAUCACCAGAUGAUGUAUGGUUAACAAUUGCACAAGGUAUUAGUAGGCACAUUUGGAAUAAUGCUGGACGUUUUCGUUACUUAUUUGUUGACCACGAAGGUCAGGAAGAUGUCUUUGUGGAUGCUCGAGAUAUUAUAGGAUAUGUUAACCAAAAUUUUAUAGGCGAUUGGCCACAAGCGAUUUCUCGGCUUUCCGAGACUAUUGAUAAACGAGUUAAAAAAGUUGGUUUAAAACAGCAUCUCGAAUGUGAUUUUUCUACCUCAACAAAUUCAUCUAUUGCUGCCAGUCAAAUUAUCUUGUUAGAUGUGAUGAAAAAGUAUUUUAGGUAUGGCAUGAUGGGUGGUUGUGGUAUUCCAAAGGUUACCCUUGAUGGCACCUUGAAAGAUUAUGGUAUACCGACUCCUUGUUGGGAUGGAUGGACAAGUGCUUUGUUUCCUUACGGCAAGUCAGGAGGGAAAAUUAUGAAUAAUACAAUUAUUCCUGAUGAAGUACCUUCUGGAUUAGUACGUGUUCCUUUCAAUUUGGGUAUCUUGGCAGAGAGUUUUAAAUUAAAAUUUGCUGCAGGUUCUUUCGGUGCUAGGCAAGUUAAGGUUAACGAUUAA